Alternaria rosae is the source of this 2264-nucleotide messenger RNA. RefSeq names its product UNC-like C-terminal-domain-containing protein. Gene Ontology annotation, biological process: protein folding in endoplasmic reticulum. The annotation marks the transcript as partial. Lineage: Eukaryota; Fungi; Ascomycota; Dothideomycetes; Pleosporales; Pleosporaceae. The transcript has a single exon. Gene Ontology annotation, cellular component: membrane; cytoplasm. The record is from RefSeq and is a predicted model, not a curated record.
CAUUCACUAGGCAAGCGGUGAAACAAUCAAACGUGUCUUGACGAAUGCGAACGCCUGUUCACGCCGCGCCUGCAACCCCAGCUCCUCCUGGCCUACCCCAUGUUCCUCCUUGACUUCACUGGGCGGCUCGAAGAAAUGCAACCAAGCAAUGCUCACGACUGGCACUCCGCUCCGUAAUUGGGCUCUCUUCCUGCUGCUAUGCAGCGCACCCGCGUCCACCCUCGCUGAGGCAGCGAAUGAGGCGCCUACCGUUGAAUCGAGCGCUACUGCACACUCAGGUGCCACGACGCAGCAUACCUCUACCCCCGCGCCUUCGCCCACAUCCUCGUCGUCGCCUUCACCGUCGUCCGUUCGGAGAUACACCAAGAGUCAAAGCACGUGUCCGUACCGCACCAUAAACUACAUCACGCAUACACUCCCGCAGCAAUGCGCAAAGACGAGCUGGUCAGCGCCCCCCGAGGCAGGCGCGACUAAUGGCACGGGCGCCGAGGAAGGAGCUCUAGCUGGUCUACAGACUCCAAUACCUGGUUUAGAUGGAGGACUAGAGGGCAUUGCGGGAGGAGACAAAAGCACAACCCCAGCAGUAGCGCCCCAGGCUGAUCCGACUGGCGCAAGCUCAACUGCAUCUAGCAGCGACACAGCAGGCACAGAGCCGGAGCUUGACUUGGAGGCGGACUCGCCAUUCGACAACGCCAAUUUCCUCUCCUUUGACGAGUGGAAGAAGAGGAACCUGGCCAAGGUCGGUCAGUCACCGGAAAAUGUUGGACAAGGACGGGCAGCAGGCACAGACCAAGCCGCACGGCGACGACCCGUCAACGUCAACGCCCUGGACUCACUCGGCGACGAGGGUGAGAUCUCUAUCGACUUUAGUGGCUUUGGCUCCCCGGACGAUGAGAACGUAGCGAACAACUUCCAGCAUGGCAAACAAAGCGCGGAUGCUUCAAAAGCUGCUGGCGGAGAGGGCAAGGUUGCACCAAGCUCAUGGGCUCUCAGCAAAGACGCAGGCAAGACGUGCAAGGAGCGCUUCAACUACGCCUCAUUCGACUGUGCUGCUACCGUGUUGAAGACGAACAAGCAGGCGAAGAGCUCGUCUUCCAUCUUGGUAGAAAACAAGGACAGCUACAUGCUGAACAUAUGUUCCGCAGACAACAAGUUCCUCAUAGUAGAGCUCUGUGACGACAUUCUCGUGGACACCAUCGUUCUCGCUAACUACGAGUUCUUCUCCUCCAUGUUCCGUCAUUUCAGGGUGAGCGUGUCAGAUCGCUAUCCCGUGAAGAUGGAAAAGUGGCGCACGCUGGGCACGUUCGAGGCACGGAAUUCGAGAGACAUUCAGCCUUUUCUCAUUACUGAGCCGCAGAUCUGGGCAAGAUAUCUGCGUGUGGAGUUUUUGACUCAGUUUGGCAACGAGUACUAUUGUCCGCUUAGCGUUUUGCGUGUCCAUGGUACGACGAUGAUGGAGCAGUUCAGGCAAGAGGAGGAGGAAGCGAGGGGUAUCGAAGAUGAUGAGAAUCUGGAGGCUGAGGGUGUUGAGGUUAAGAAGGCGGCUGAGGAUAGUGGGCCCCUGCCGCCAGAGGAGAUACCGAUCGAAGCGGUAAAGGAUCUCAGCACAAGUUCAGAUGCCUCAGCGGCUAACGAAGUUGCUCAACGAGAUGUCUCGCCGGAGGUCAAGACUGAGUCGCCUCGUAACGAUGUGCCAUAUGGAAGGCCUCCGUCGCCUACAGACAUGGCAGAGCCAGUGGUGGAUAAGCCCCAGCAUCAGCCUGUAUCAAACUUGACGUCUAUCUCAUCUUCGUCGGUGAUAGGCGAUCAACAAAUCACGAACGAGAACAGUACAGCCAGCGGGGAGACAAAAUCGUCCGCCGCCCCUUCGCCAAGCCCGACAGAUGCCACUCCGCAAGUUCAGAGUCCUACAUCUGACGCCUCUGCGAUCAACUCUUCGAGUUCCAUGUCUCGAGUCGACAGUGCUACAACACAGACUACCAACGCUACAGGCUCCUCUUCGAGCGUUCCAUCAGCCAAAGCAUCAAACAACAGCACCGUCGCAAGUCCACCAUCGCAAGGACGAGGGUCGUCUACACAGCCAAACGCGCCUGCACCCUCAACGCAAGAAUCAUUCUUCAAGUCGAUACACAAGCGCCUCCAGUACCUCGAAGCUAACAGCACGCUUUCACUACAAUAUAUCGAAGAACAGUCCCGCGCUCUCCGAGAUGCGUUUGUGAAAGUGGAAAAGAGGCAACUGGCAAAGACAGAGAAGUUCUUGGACC